UUCCAGUGACUCUUAGAAUGUUCGAGAAACCAAACAAGAUACUCUAAAAUGGAGCUCUGUUCCAUAGCAAUUGAUGAUUGUAAUGAUCUCUCUUCAUCACUCUCAAACAGGUAAGAUGUCAGAUUACGAAAACGUUGUUGCUGGGAAGUUAAGACUAAAGGGAAAAGCUCUAGAUGUGAAAUCUAACGGGAUAAAAAAGAAAAAGAAGCACAAGCAUCAGUAUGAUCUCGUGACUCAAGUGACAGGUGGAAACAACACAUUGACAACAAACCAACUUGAGGAUGAUAUAGACGAUAGUUAUCUUGACGACAGAGGGAGGAAAGAACAAGUAACCAAGAACGACGAUCAUCUAACACUAGCAGAGAGAAAAUACCUCGAGCAGUGGGAGAAACUAAACAUCAAACGACUGGCAAAAGAAGCCAAGAAAUCCCACCGCGAUAGAAUUCAAGAAUUUAAUCGAUACCUAGCUAAUCUUACUGAGCAUUAUGACAUUCCAAAAGUUGGUCCUGGUUAAGAUGAAGCAGUCUUUGGUAACUCCAUUUUUUUCCUGUCAUUUUGUGCAUGCUAUGGAUUGUUUUGAGUCUUGAAUUCAAAUCGAUUUGUACUGUAGCUGAAAACUGCUGCUUGUUUCUUAGACUCAAUGCCCCAAAAACUAUAUGAGAAGUUCUAUAAGUUG
This is a messenger RNA of Solanum stenotomum, 676 nucleotides long. RefSeq lists its product as uncharacterized. The record is from RefSeq and is a predicted model, not a curated record. Lineage: Eukaryota; Viridiplantae; Streptophyta; Magnoliopsida; Solanales; Solanaceae. The transcript is spliced from 3 exons. Gene Ontology annotation, cellular component: nucleolus. The coding region runs from base 74 to 514 and encodes 146 amino acids.